This is a messenger RNA of Planococcus citri (citrus mealybug), 1744 nucleotides long. Its product is annotated as glutamyl-tRNA(Gln) amidotransferase subunit A, mitochondrial-like. Gene Ontology annotation, molecular function: glutaminyl-tRNA synthase (glutamine-hydrolyzing) activity. The record is from RefSeq and is a predicted model, not a curated record. Gene Ontology annotation, cellular component: mitochondrion; glutamyl-tRNA(Gln) amidotransferase complex. Gene Ontology annotation, biological process: glutaminyl-tRNAGln biosynthesis via transamidation; mitochondrial translation. Lineage: Eukaryota; Metazoa; Arthropoda; Insecta; Hemiptera; Pseudococcidae. The transcript is spliced from 8 exons. The coding region runs from base 212 to 1693 and encodes 493 amino acids.
AUUGUGCCCAACACUACGACAACAACCACGAUUUGAUAAAAACGGGGAAAAGUGGAAAACUGAAAAAUGAAAAAUAAUAGUGUUUUUCCUUUUUUUCAAAUAAUGGAAUAAUUGAAUUCUGUAUUUUUUUAAAAUUAAUACGAUGGUUUGCUCACGUUGAAAAUUGCUCUUAUACUAACCAUGCUGACCUUUACCUCUUGAAAUCACCAUCAUGGCAUUUGUUUCUAAAACUGUAUUAAACAGUUCUACUGAUCAUUGCCGGCAAUGUUUGGAACGAGUAAAACAAACUCCUGCUGUAAAUGCUUUUGUUACUUUGUUAAAAGACAAAGCUUUAGAUGCCGCAGCAGAAAGUGACGAACGUAUAUCGAAUGGUAAACGUUUGAGUAAUCUGGAUGGACUUACCAUCGGCGUUAAGGAUAAUUUUUGUGUGAAGAAUGUGAAGACUACCUGUUCCUCUAAAAUGUUGCAAAACUUUAUCGCUCCUUACGAUGCUACAGUUGUAAAGAGAUUGAAACAAGCUGGCGGUGUUAUAUUGGGUAAAACGAAUCUAGAUGAAUUCGCUAUGGGCUCUGGUACCACCGAUUCAAUUCAUGGACCGACAAAGAACGUUUGGGGAUCACCUUUACAAUAUGAUGUCAACCGUACUCAGAGUAUCGAAGAUUUUAAUGAAUGGCGAAUAGCUGGAGGUAGCUCUGGUGGAAGUGCAGUUGCCGUUGCUACUGGAAGUGUUUUUGCUGCUCUUGGAUCCGAUACUGGUGGUUCUACACGAAAUCCAGCUUCGUAUUGUGGUGUUAUCGGGUAUAAACCAACUUACGGUGUUGUAUCGAGAAAUGGACUCAUACCUCUAGUCAACUCUAUGGAUGUUCCCGGCAUUUUGGCUCGUACAGUGAACGACACAGCUGAUGUUUUCAAUAUUAUUAGCGGACCAGAUUGUUUCGAUUCGACUACAGUCGAAGAAAAUACUAAACCAGUUAAUUUGAAUGAGGAAUUCGAUAUUAAUAAUGUCAAAAUUGGUAUUCCAAGAGAAUACCAUAAUUCUGCCAUAACCCCCGAGAUUCUAGAAACGUGGAAAUACAUCGCCAAUAUUUUCCAGAAUGCUGGAGCUACUGUGCAAGAGAUGUCAAUGCCACACACAGAACAUUCAAUUGUAACUUAUUCGAUACUUAACGCGUGUGAAGUUGCUAGCAACAUGUCUAGAUAUUCCGGUCUAUUAUUCGGACACAGAUCUCAAGCACAAGUAUCCACUGAUCAAGUUAUAGCAGAGUCUAGAUGUGAAGGUUUUGGUCCCGUAGUACGCUCGAGAAUCUUAGCUGGAAAUUAUUUUCUUUUACAACGGAAUUACGAAAAGUAUUUUGUUAAGGCCAUGAAAGUAAGGAGACUAAUAGCAGACGACUUCGAGAAUGCUUGGAAUUCUGGUUUCAAUUUUCUCUUAACUCCUACUACUCUUUCUACGGCUCCUUUAUUAAGUGAUUUCACUAAAUUGGAUAAUCGAAGUCAGUGCGCGUUACAAGAUUAUUGCACUCAAGCGGUAAAUAUGGCUGGUUGUCCUGCAAUAUCGAUACCUAUUUAUUUAUCGAAAGAAGGAUUACCAAUAAGUCUUCAAGUUAUAGGAAGAAAUUUCGAAGAUGCAGCGUUGUUACAACUAGCAGGUUGGCUUGAAAAAGCUGUGUCUUUUCCUCAUUUAGUAUCGUGAUGUUUUUCUUUAUUGUUUGUUGGUUAUUAUAUUAAUUUUUUUACGCGUGAA